Molecule: messenger RNA, 2642 nt
Organism: Acromyrmex echinatior (Panamanian leafcutter ant)
Lineage: Eukaryota; Metazoa; Arthropoda; Insecta; Hymenoptera; Formicidae
Product: heparanase
Cellular component (GO): membrane; extracellular matrix
Molecular function (GO): hydrolase activity, acting on glycosyl bonds
Source: RefSeq, a predicted model, not a curated record
UAUUUAAAUAAAUAUUUAUUAAAAUUGAGUAUUUUUCUUAGUGCCGAGUUUGAAUGACUAAAUUCAUUCAUAGUUUUUAUCGCGCCCAUUUCGAUACUCUCGAUUGUUCUCGCGGCGCUAAGCGGAAGCAAAAAGCCGGAGGAGCAUUCAAUUGUUGAUGCGCAAAAAGAACGGCGAAUUCGCGUGUGACAUUUGCGACCAUUUGAGAGGGUCGUUCCGGUUUUCCAGUUAGGCUGUGAGAAUCUUGACGACAAUGAGUUAUUUUGUAAGCAAUGACUGGGGCAAGGGCCGAUAUCAGGAACUGAGUGAUUCGCGUGUACGUGGCCCAGCUUUUCGUUCUAUAUUCUGCUGCAUUGCAUUGGGUCUAUGCUCGACGCUGUUGAUUCUCUCAUUAUGGAGCUCCAAUAUCCAAGUUCCAAUCCGCCUCUAUAUAUUUCAUUUUGACAGACAGCAGCCUGUAUUACACAUCGUUUCCGACAAGUUCUUGUCGUUCGGUCUCGACACAUCCUUACUUCGAAGAAUGAAUGAGUUACCUGUUGGACAACAGAAAUUUAUCAAUUUGGCCCAUCACUUAAGUCCUGCUUAUGUCAGAGUGGGUGGAACCUCUGCGGAUUGUCUGACAUUUGUUCAGGAUCAGAUGGAACAAAAUUCGUCCGAGAAGAUUUUUAGUCCUGUGGAUGGCCAGGAUAUUAGCAACUUUACUAUCUCCGGCGAAGAUUUGCUUGCUAUCUAUGAUUUUACGGUGAAGUCAGAGUUACGAAUGAUCUUUGAUCUAAAUGUAUUGCUCAGAAAUCCAAAUGGAUCUUGGAAUAACAGCAACGCACAAAAGAUUAUCGCAUUCACUAAGAAUCAAGGCAUGACGUUAGAUUGGCAAUUGGGAAAUGAACCAAAUUCCUUUAAACACGUGUUCAAUGUGACAAUUCCUGCGACCGAACUUGCGAAGGAUUACGAUCAUUUAAGGCAAUUGUUAAACGAAGCAGGAUAUGUCGACAGCAUUCUCGUUGGACCAGAAGUUAAUCACGUCGGAGAUUCUAAUGAAAUGGGAGAGCUAUAUGUCAAGGUAUUUUUGAGUAGCCAGAAGAAUACUGUGAAUUAUGUCACUUGGCAUCAGUAUUAUCUGAAUGGACGAGAGGCUAAAGUCAAUGAUUUCGUGGCACCUUCCACAUUCAACUGGUUACCAGCGCAAAUCAAUUCCAUGAGACAAUUUAUUGCCGAGUCGGGGAAAGAUAUUUCUAUGUGGCUGUCUGAGACCAGCACUGCAUUUGGCGGAGGUGCACCCGAAUUGUCCGAUAGAUUCGUAGCCGGAUUUUUAUGGUUGGAUAAAUUGGGAUACAGCGCUAGCGCGGGAUUAGACGUCGUUACAAGACAAUCAUUAUUCGGCGGGAAUUAUGCUAUGGUAUCACCGAAUCUCACACCCAAUCCUGACUGGUGGGUCAGCGUCUUUUACAAGCAAUUUGUUUCGGAAAAGGUUUUGAAAUUGUCGAGGCCCGAUAAUUUUGGCUGCGUACGAUUGUAUGCGCAUUGCACGUCGAAAAAUGCGUUAAUUUCCAGAGUACCGGCUGUCACAGUCUACGGAAUGAAUAUAGACAAAACUGCGGCCUACGUACAUAUUCCGGAAUUGUUUGUCCAAAACAGUAAAACCAUGAUUUCGUAUUAUUCUCUAACCGCUGAUCAUUUGCAAUCGAGCGAGAUAAAGUUGAACGGCGAAGCUGAGGCGUUAAAACUGCGACCGAAUGGUGAUUUGCCGCCGUUUCGACCUGUGAUAUUAAAUCCUGCGAAUCCCGUAUUAUUACCACCAUAUUCUAUGGUGUUUAUGAUAAUUCAUGGUACCAAUGUUCUUGCAUGUUCGGCAUGAAUAAGUUUUUAAAAAAGGCGACAAAUCGAUUUUACAGGACGUUUAUAUUGUAUAUAUUUCUUAUACAUUAUAUUAAACAUUUAUUAUAACUUAUGUUACAUAUUUUUUUACAAACUCUUAUUAACAAGGAAGCUUAUAUAGACAUCAGAACUGUUUAUAGAAGGCGCGAGGCCAUAGUAGAAAUUUAUUUGUCUACCGUAUAACAGUUCUCAAUUUACAAUCUGCUUUUUUCUAUCAUUUCUGAUAUAAUGUACAUUGCCUGUUACAAAUAGUAACAGACAAUAACAUUGUAUGUAGCUGUAUGUAAUUUGGCUAUACAAUUUCUUUUUCUAUUGCGUAUUAUAUAAUAUAUUCUUGUGUUUAAAAGAACACUUAUUGUUCGUAUUUUUAUUUAAUAUAUAUUGUGCUACCUUCAUUCGAAGGAUUUUUUAUCCUUUUCAUAAAGACUGAAUACUAAAAUAACAGUUCAUAACCAUUGUAUCAUACAAACAACAAACUCACAAUAGCGAACAAUUAUAAAUAUCGAAAGUAUAAUAAUAUUGUACAAAGGAAUGAUAUUUAUACAUCGAGCGAAAGUUCAUAAUGAAAGUUCGUAAUGAGACUAGUAUUAUCAUCACUACUCAAUACUUUCUUGAUUUUUGUGAAAACAUGUGACACUCAAAUUAGAGACAUUAAACGUUCAAGACAACAAUCAUCAUCGUGAACAAUCGACAUGAUCUUAUCUGAUAAUAGAUUUCGCACGAAUAUUCAAUACUUACAAUUACAUUAUAAGUUUCAUUAUUAUUAU